AAAGCUGGCGUCUCUAUCAAGAAGGGGCUCCUUCUCUGCGAUGGAUGGCUACUCAAGGUCAUUGCUUCACAAUACGCCAAUGUUUCUGUAAGAAAGAUAAUCUGCCCGCAAAAAGCCUUAAUUAUAGAGUAAGUAAGAAAACGAGCAGUUUAAAAGACUCGGACACACCAAAAAAAAAAAAAAAAAAAGUGCUAUUAGUUAUUUUUAUUAGAGGUCAAUCACAUAAAUCAUGCAGAGCUUCCUGUCUUGCUGACCUUCAUCAGUUGAUCUAAAUAAGAAGGGUUUGUUCAUUGCUUUAUUUUCAAAACUCAUCGUUUUUAUAAAAUAUCAUUUUACAUGUUAAAGACUACUAACUUUUUAAAAUGAGUUAUUUCCUCUUUAUACUAACUGGCUUAAAUGGCUAAAGAGAGAUGUUUAGCAUCAUCGCACACGUGCAUAUAGGUAAAGGCACUUAUUCUGCUGAAAUUCCCCUCGAAGUUCACGCCCACUCGCGCUAAUAAAACGUCACUCACCAACAGGCGCGCGGUUUUACUGGCAUCAUCCGAACUACAUACGCAGACGCGCGCGGCUAGCAGGUGGAACUGCAGCUGAUGCCAUGCAAUAACUGCACUUAAGGAGAUAAUGAACUGAGAACCUGCUUUGGAAAACAUAGUUUAAUUACUCCUGGUUCAACUCCUGCACAGGUUUUCUGCCUAGUUUUUUUGCACUAAAGGAUCCCUUUCCUGUUUCGCCUGCGCCAUAUAUUACAUGAAGUAUACCUGGUAAUGAACCGCAUCUAAUCGGGGUUUAAAGCAGCUUUUUAAAGAAUGUCCACUCCUAUCGAAGCUGGCAUAUGGCACACCGGGCGGUGUUCGGGUACCGCGGGACAUACGGAGACGCAUCUGGAGUUAGAAAUGUCCGAGGCGGCAUCAGCUCCGAUAGAGGAGCCCGGCGCCUCAUUGACAGCCGCGGAUGACGGGAAGAGCGAAUGGCUACGCGCAGGAGGAACCGCGGCCACCAGCGACAGCCGCCUGGAGGAGAUGGCGCUGGACGCCUCGGUUAGCGAGCCGAUGUCCCGCAUGCCGGCCGUGCGCCUCCACCCUCGCAUGUCCGUCUACAGCACCACCCGCCCCGUAAUAACCCGCAGCCACAUCCAAGGACGCGUGUAUAACUUUCUGGAAAGACCAAGCGGCUGGAGAUGCUUCGUCUAUCACUUCACCGUGUUUCUCAUCGUCCUUGCCUGUCUGAUCUUCAGUGUUAUGUCAACAAUUGAUCAGUAUCAGCCCCUGGCACACAGCAUCCUCUUCUGGGUGGAAAUAGCGUUAGUGGUCUUCUUUGGGGUGGAGUACGUGGUGCGACUCUGGUCAGCUGGCUGCCGCAGCAAGUUUGUGGGCUUCUGGGGGCGGCUGCGUUUCGCCAGGAAGCCCAUCUCCAUCAUCGACCUGAUUGUAGUGGUGGCUUCUGUCAUAGUUCUAACAGUAGGAUCCCAAGGCCAGGUGUUUGCUACCUCAGCAGUGAGGGGAGUCCGCUUCUUGCAGAUUCUGCGGAUGCUGCACGUAGACCGACAAGGUGGCACCUGGCGCCUACUGGGGUCUGUGGUCUUCAUCCAUCGGCAGGAGCUCAUCACCACUCUAUACAUUGGCUUCCUGAGCCUCAUCUUCUGCUCGUACUUUGUGUACCUGGCUGAGAAAUCUGCCGUCGAUGGUAGUGGGAGAACCGAGUUUGGCAACUACGCCGAUGCCCUGUGGUGGGGUGUGGUUACCGUCACCACCAUCGGCUACGGGGACAAGGUGCCACAGACGUGGGUCGGCAAAACCAUAGCAUCGUGUUUCUCGGUGUUCGCCAUCUCCUUCUUCGCUUUGCCAGCAGGAAUCCUUGGCUCAGGAUUUGCUCUGAAGGUCCAGCAGAAACAGAGGCAGAAGCAUUUCAACCGUCAGAUUCCCGCAGCAGCUUGUCUCAUACAGACAUCCUGGAGGUGCUUUGCUGUGGAGAGCUCAGACUCAGCGACCUUCAAGACCUUUGUGAAAAGGCGGCGGCCAAACCUCAGCUCCUCUACAUUCACCCCCAAGCCCAAGAAGACGGUGAGGAUGAGGAGGAAACUGAAGAGUGAGAAGGAGAAUGGGCCCGACUCCCCUGCUGUACAGAGAGUCGCCUACGACUCCGUGUUCGAUGAUGCGGGGUCAGAUGCCUACAGCACCAUCUCAGGUCAGCAGCAGACAUGGACGUCAGUCACCUCCUACCAGUUUUGCUCUCCAACAUCAAGUUCCCAGAGAUUCACGGAGGUCCGGUCCCCACUGCCGCUCCGCUACAACAUUUCCUUUGGGGAUGAUUUGGACCUAGAGGCAGAGAGAGACUGCAUUCUCGCUCCGGUCAGCCACGUAUCCCAGUUACAGGAGUCACACAGAGUGGCGAUUCGCGUGGUGCAGCGGAUGCGGUACUUCGUGGCCAAGAAGAAGUUUCAGCAAGCGCGAAAGCCGUACGACGUGCGGGAUGUGAUCGAGCAGUACUCCCAGGGACACCUCAACCUCAUGCUGCGGAUUAAGGAGCUACAGAGGAGGCUGGACCAGUCCCUGGGGAAGCUCCCGCUGUUCCAGACCAGCUCAGAGCGCAGCAAAGACAAGGGGGCUAAUUCCAUUGGCUCUAGGUUGGCACGGAUGGAAGACAAGAUCGCACACAUGGAGGAAAGCCUGAGCUACAUCACUCGGGCCCUGCAGAGACUGCUAGGGACGUCGGUGACGGCAGCAGGAUCAACGGCGGGCAGUGCUGAGCGGGUGGGCGGGGCCUUGCACGCGGCCGACUACGUCUCUACCGACAGCGUCCUGCCGACCUACGAGCAGCUCUCUGCCCUGAGGACUGACGCCUCCAGGGAUGAGAGUUCCUAAGGUGGUUCCUGUGUCUGUGCAUCACUGGGACCCAAUACUACAUACAGCAGGUAGUGCAACUCUCACCCCACGUGGAAGCACAAUGAACCUUGCGUACGGUUAGCUUUUAGCUUUGUUAUCAUUCGCUCAGCUGUAAAGUCAUCAAUCAGCAUGGCAGUGUCCAAUAGGGGCACUGUACGUGAACUACUGAGGUAUUUAUGCACAUGGAUGGAUUACAACGUAAAUGUGCUAUAUGGCUGAAUGGAGCAUAAUGCAGUCAUUUUGUAUAUUACUGAUGUGGCUUUUUAAUAAAGAAUAUCAGUCAACAGAAA
Molecule: messenger RNA, 3172 nt
Organism: Brienomyrus brachyistius
Lineage: Eukaryota; Metazoa; Chordata; Actinopteri; Osteoglossiformes; Mormyridae
Product: potassium voltage-gated channel subfamily KQT member 1-like
Exons: 17
Coding region: 807-2861 (684 amino acids)
Biological process (GO): transmembrane transport; potassium ion transport
Cellular component (GO): voltage-gated potassium channel complex; membrane
Molecular function (GO): voltage-gated potassium channel activity
Source: RefSeq, a predicted model, not a curated record